This is a messenger RNA of Alosa sapidissima (American shad), 1821 nucleotides long. RefSeq names its product gamma-glutamyl hydrolase-like. The record is from RefSeq and is a predicted model, not a curated record. The coding region runs from base 768 to 1763 and encodes 331 amino acids. Gene Ontology annotation, cellular component: vacuole. The transcript is spliced from 10 exons. Gene Ontology annotation, molecular function: gamma-glutamyl-peptidase activity. Lineage: Eukaryota; Metazoa; Chordata; Actinopteri; Clupeiformes; Clupeidae. Gene Ontology annotation, biological process: tetrahydrofolylpolyglutamate metabolic process.
GGGCACUUAAAAGAAAAGUCAUAGUGUCAGUAACUGGUGAAUAUCUAUUCAUAUCUAUUUUUUUAAAUAUAGGAGUUAACAAUCUCUAUGUCUUGGCCAGCAAUUUAGUGUGUGGCACAAAUGUCUAUUUGUCUUAUAGAGCAUUCACAUUUAAUUCACCUUUAUCUCAAGGGCAGAAACUAAACACCAGAUCACCACAUACCUCACCCUCUGCCAUUAGCUUACCUGUUCUGGGAUGAGCAUCUGGUGGUCAGCUGAUACGCUGUGUGUUGUUCAAAAUAAUACUCCUCUAGAUCCAAUAGCAAGAGCGAGAAUCUAAUGGAUGCAUUGCAGACAAAUAUAAAUAUAUUUUCAAAUAAAGGAUAUGCCUCAUAUUUACUUAAGCUUCGACAGAGAAAAGCAAAUGUUCCUCAAUGUAAACAGAAGUAUAAGCAAUUAAACACGACUGAAUGUUUCCAUAGGGCUAUCUGAAAUUCCGACCGCGAGAGCAGCCUAACUUAGGCUAGAGGAAACAUCUUGAAAGGAAAACAUUCUUGAGGGCCUUUCUUACAUGGACUAUAGGCCUUUGAUAUUACCUUGUUUCAACGUAGCCUAUGCAUAAAAUACAACCUACAGUAGAUGACACGGUACCAACGCAUCAGACUACAUGAAAUGAUGUCAGGCCUGCAAAACAUACGAUCCAGCGACCUCAAUUCAUAGCUUACGCCCGCAGUCAAAGCUACUGCCCGGACGACGAGGUGACGGGCUGAGUCCAGUCACGUCCCGUAAUGUGCAGUUCUUCUCAAAGCUACACUUCUGGCCAGCCUCCAUCCAGAAUCAUGAGGGUGCUCUCUCUUGCCUGCCUACUUAUAGCACUCAGUGGAAUACCUGCAGCUGUUGUUCCACAGAAUGACAAGAAAAGAAAUGAUAGGCCAAUCAUCGGCAUAUUGGCACAAGAGUUAAAAUAUCCUGAGCCUAAGCGUAAUUCCUACAUUGCUGCAUCUUAUGUCAAAACUCUGGAGGCUGCAGGAGCACGCGUCGUGCCUGUGAUGGUUAAUCGGACUGAAGAAGAAUACCGUCAUUUGUUCAACUCUAUCAAUGGUAUUCUUCUCCCGGGUGGAGCUGCAAACCUUAUGACAUCAGGAUAUGCUAAAGCAGCUCACAUCUUUUACAAAUUUGCUUUGGAGGCCAACUCCCAGGGUGAUUACUUCCCAGUGUGGGGUACUUGUCUGGGAUUUGAACAGCUGUUGGUAAUUACAAGUGGAGAAACUCUGCUGUGUCGAACUAACACCAGUGGAGUGUCUCUGCCACUGGAGUUCACACAAGAUGCCGCUGAGAGCAAACUCUUUAAAGAUUUCCCACCAGAGGUGAUGACAGCUCUGGCAACUGAAAACAUCACAGUGAAUUUUCAUAAGUGGAGCAUCUCCAUGGAGAAUUUCACCAAGAGCGAAGAGCUGAGAAACUUCUACAAAAUCUUAAGCACCAAUACAGAUGGAAACAUAGAGUUCAUUUCAACAAUGGAGGCAUAUGACUAUCCUAUAUAUGGAGUCCAAUGGCACCCUGAGAAAAAUGCGUUCGAGUGGAGUCAGACAUACUACCCUCACACACCAUCUGCAAUCAAAACCACCUUCUACAUGGCAGACUUCUUUGUCAAUGAGGCAAAGAAAAACUUACAUUCCUUUGCCAGUGAAGAGGAGGCGCUGAAGCAUCUGAUCCAGAACCACAAUCCAGACUUCUCUGGUGGCGAUGGCUCUUCUUUCCUACAAAAGUAUUACUUUGAGUAAACCAAAAUAAAUGUAUGUUUGUUGUGGACAUAUCAUAAAUAAAAAAUAAAAAAAUAUC